This is a messenger RNA of Bactrocera oleae (olive fruit fly), 526 nucleotides long. RefSeq names its product cytochrome c oxidase assembly factor 5. NCBI's taxonomy places the organism in Eukaryota, Metazoa, Arthropoda, Insecta, Diptera, Tephritidae. The record is from RefSeq and is a predicted model, not a curated record. Gene Ontology annotation, biological process: mitochondrial respiratory chain complex IV assembly. Gene Ontology annotation, cellular component: mitochondrion.
UAUGGCAUCUCCUAAAACCGAAUCAGCUGUUUUGUUAUGAAUUCGUUGCAUUUGCGAAAUUUGUGUUGCUUGGAGAAGUUUUAUCGCAGUUAUUUUUUAAUUGUGUUGAAUAAGUGUUCAUCUUUUUCAAUCCUUCAAAGUUUCUUACAACGAAACCCAUUGCAAGAUGAUGCGCUACGAGGGUGAUGAAAAAUUGGCGGAUACCACUGCCUGUGCAGGUGUUAGAGCGGAUCUGAAAAUGUGCCUGCUAGAAAGUGAUUGCUGCCGUAUUGAUAAGAAUACACCGCGAGAGUGUCUCAAAUCAAACAAUGUGCCCGAGGAAUGUCAAGUACUGCGGAACCUAUUCUUCGAGUGCAAACGUUCAAUCCUUGAUACUAGACAACGGUUCCGUGGACGAAAGGGUUAUUGAUUGAUAUUAAUACUAAUUAGAUUCAAUGUUGCUACGACUUCAAUAGGAUUUUACUGUAUUAAUAUUUUAUUUCAUAAUUCAAAUAAAAAUAUACAUUAAAUAUUAACUUACAUUAUA